Messenger RNA from Eutrema salsugineum, 3203 nucleotides. RefSeq names its product lysine-specific demethylase JMJ25. The record is from RefSeq and is a predicted model, not a curated record. Gene Ontology annotation, cellular component: histone deacetylase complex; chromatin. The transcript is spliced from 12 exons. Lineage: Eukaryota; Viridiplantae; Streptophyta; Magnoliopsida; Brassicales; Brassicaceae. Gene Ontology annotation, biological process: regulation of transcription by RNA polymerase II. The coding region runs from base 147 to 3011 and encodes 954 amino acids. Gene Ontology annotation, molecular function: chromatin DNA binding; transcription coregulator activity; histone H3K9 demethylase activity.
GCAUAAAAGCUCCUCCCUUUUACGCUUCCUCUCUCUCUUUCUCUCUGACUACAGAGCCGUUCUUCUCUGGUUUCAGAUCACUAAUCACGAGAGAUUCCGCCGGAAUUUCUCAUCUGAAUUCAGAGAAUUUCCGGGUUAAUUCGAGAAUGUCGGAGAACGAGGUUGUCCCGGACGAGUUUCGUUGCAACCGGUCCGAUGGUAAGCAAUGGCGAUGCAAGAGACGAGCUUUGGAGGGGAAGAAGAUGUGCGAGACUCAUACCUCGCAGCUUAGUCAGAAGCGGAACAAGGAGAAAGCUUUUGAGUCGAUGAGGCUCGUUAGAUCAAGGCAAGGAGACGAAGCGGCGUCUUCAGAGAUCGAGCCAAACGGAGACGGAAUUAGGGCUAAUAGAUUGGGGAAAUCGAAGAAGAGGAAGCGAGUGAUGGGAGAGGCAGAGGCUGUUGAUGAAGCGGUGAGGAAGAUGAAGCUGAAGAGAGGUGAUUUGCAGUUGGAUUUGAUAAGGAUGGUGUUGAAGAGAGAAGUUGAGAAGAAGAAGAAGAAGAGAGUCCAAAACAAAAAGAGCAAGAAGAAGGAAAGUAGUAGUAGUAAAGGUUUUGGUGAUUUCGUAGGAGAAGAGUUAACGAGGGUUCUUCCUAAUGGCGUCAUGGCGAUUUCUCCACCUUCUCCGACUACAAGCAAUGUGACUUCUCCUUGUGAUGUUAAAGUAGGCGAAGAACCGGUUUCGAUGACUAAAAGAAGAUUUAGGUCUAAGAACAUUGAACCUUUGCCUGUUGGGAAGAUGCAGGUGGUUCCUUACAAGAGGGAUUUGGUUAAUGCAGGGAAGGGGAAGAAGAAGAGGUGUCAUUGGUGUGGAACCAAAGGAUUUGAGGAUUUGAUUACUUGUUUGAGUUGUGAAAGAGAGUUCUUUUGCUUAGAUUGUAUCGAGAAAAGGAACAAGGGGUCAAAAGAAGAAGUUAAGAAAAAAUGCCCUGUAUGCAGUGGAUCAUGUAGGUGCAAGGCUUGCUCAGUUACUAUCUCUGGAGUCACUGAAUGUAAGGAUUCUCAGAAUGCUAGGAGUGAUAUUGACAGGGUUUUGCAUCUACAUUAUGCGGUGUGCUUGCUUCUUCCAGUACUUAAAGGAAUCAAUGUAGAAGACAAAGUAGAGGUCGAAAAUGACGCAGAAAAGAAAGAGCCAAAUCCAGCUGGACCUCGGAUCCAUAGUGCUGAAUCAACCUCUGAUGAUCCACAGCUCUGCAGCAGUCGCGACUCUACCGUUGUGGAUUUGGGAAAAAGGUGUAGACGCCGUUCCUCUGUUCUCAGGCUAAGUUCUGACCAAGAUCGGAGUCAAGGGAGCUUAUCUAAAAAGGUUGGGACAGUCCAAUGCUCGAAUGGUAUAAAAUCCUAUAAGCCGCCCUUAUCUAAUGCUUGGGACCAAUCUCUAAAAGAAGCUCUAACGGAUUGUAAGUGGAAACAAGUCAAAGGGUGCAGCAAUAACCUUUCUUUGAAAAGUCUAUUCUCUCUGGACUUGACAAGGAAGUUAGAGAUCAGUGCAGAAGAAAUAGUCAGUUGCUAUGAGUUGCCUGAAAUCUUAGAUAAAUUCUCGGGAUGUCCGUUUUGUCUUGGAGUGGAAAAGCAAUCUAGUAGUAGUGACAACCAUUUGAAAGAAGCAUCCAGGAGAAGAGAAGACGGAACUAGUAACUUUUUAUACUACCCUACAGUGAUGGAUUUUCAACAAAACAACCUAGAACAUUUUCAGACACACUGGAGUAAAGGACAUCCUGUAAUAGUUCGUAGUGUGUUAAAGGGUGGUUCAAGCCUCGACUGGGAUCCCGUAGCUAUGUUCUGUAGUUAUCUUAUGAACAGAAAUAGCAUAACCGGUAAUACAACCGAUUGCAUGGAUUGGUUUGAGGUAGAAAUCGGGGUAAAGCAAUUUUUCUUGGGGCCUUUGCGAGGAAAGGCUGAGACUAAUACUUGUCAAGAGAGGCUGAAGCUGGAUGGAUGGCUUUCGCCUUCUUUGUUUGAAGAACAGUUCCCACAUCAUUUUGCUGAAAUACUGAGAAUUUUACCAAUUUCCCGUUACAUGGAUCCAAAGCGCGGUGUACUAAAUAUCGCUGCCAACCUACCUGACAUAAUUCAAACACCCAAUCUAGGUCCAUUCCUCAAUAUGUCUUACCGGAGUGGUGAAGAAUAUGCAAACCCUGAUUCUGUGAAGAAGUUAGGUUUCAAUACUUGUGAUACGGUGGAUAUCUUGUUACAUGUUACAGAUACACCGGUAUCUACAAAACAGAUUUGUAGAAUAAGAAAGCUAAUGAAAAAUGUAGGGAGAGGAACAUCUAAAAAUCCAGAAAAGAAAAGGAAGAGCAGAUUUGGUGGGGGAAAGAAACAAGAUUUUGAAGCUUCAUAUGCUCAGAGGGAUUGGUCGGAUGACUGUUCCAGUUCUGAUUCAGAAUCUUCACAACUCAGCUUAGGCGCUAAAUACAAAGCCAGUGAGUGUCAGGGAGAGGAAAGAGAAAUUUGCAACGACUCUUGUGAAGAAGAAAGUCUAAGCAACUCUUAUGGUGCCCAGUGGGAUGUAUUCCAGAAGCAAGAUGUUUCAAAACUUCUUGAGUAUAUUAAGAGGCACUCUCUCGAGCUAGAUACCAUGGAUUCCAGCAAAAAACAAGUGAGUCACCCAUUACUUGAGCAGAGUUACUAUCUUGAUGAAUAUCACAAAGCAAGGCUUAAGGAAGAGUUUGACGUUGAACCAUGGAGCUUUGAUCAAUGUGUCGGGGAAGCAGUCAUCGUCCCUGCUGGAUGUCCAUACCAAAAUAGAAAGAAUAGGUCUUGUGUAAAUGCGGUUCUGCAUUUUCUUUCACCUGAGCACGUUAGCGAAACUAUCAAAAUAGUGGGCGAGCUCAGUCAACUUCCUCAGAGCGUCAAAACUAAAGCAAACAAGAUUGAGGUGAAGAAAAUGGCGAUCCAUAAGAUCAGUGAAGCUGUAAAGGAAAUCCGGGAGCUCACAUCUUCAGAUUCAACCGCUGCAUCAAGAUUAUAACUAGAACUGGAGGUACCAUUCUUGAUUCUUGACCAUUGAGAAUUACAACAUUCUUCUCGGAAAGAUUCAUCCGUUGCGUUAGCAAAAUGUAAAGAUAUAUAGAAAUAAACAAAUAAGAACAUAAGGGAAUUCAUUUUUUCAUUCAGAUUGUUGUUGAGUGAUGAAUAAUAAAGAAGCAUUGAUAUCAUUCUU